This is a messenger RNA of Sciurus carolinensis (gray squirrel), 2106 nucleotides long. RefSeq names its product zinc finger protein 260-like. Gene Ontology annotation, biological process: regulation of transcription by RNA polymerase II. The record is from RefSeq and is a predicted model, not a curated record. NCBI's taxonomy places the organism in Eukaryota, Metazoa, Chordata, Mammalia, Rodentia, Sciuridae. Gene Ontology annotation, molecular function: DNA-binding transcription factor activity, RNA polymerase II-specific; RNA polymerase II cis-regulatory region sequence-specific DNA binding.
AUGAGAACAGUUUCAGAGGUAAUAACACCAGGUUUGAACAAAGACCAUGCUGAACGUGGAAUGGGGCAAAGCUUCCAAGCUGAAUAUUCAAAAGGAGAUAGUAAGGACGUUUGGAGAGAAGAAAAGCUCGAGGUUGUUCAUGCUAGAAAACUUCUUUGGACAAGAGACUCUAUGAAACUCGCCAUUGUUUAUGUUCAACCUAUAAACUCCACGACAUAUAUUCAGACUCAUCAUAGACUACAAAUGCUGGAAGUAUUUAUGGCCCUUUCAUUCUUUUUUAAUGCAAAAUCAUACCUUAUUUGUCAUCAGAGAAUUCAUACUGGAGAGAAGCCCUACCAAUGUAAAGAAUGUGGCAAAGCUUUCUGUCAAAUAUCACACCUUACUCAACACCAGAGAACUCAUACAGGAGAGAAGCCCUACCAAUGUAAGGAAUGUGGCAAAACUUUCCGUCAAAUGUCACACCUUACUAAACACCAGAGAACUCAUACAGGAGAGAAGUCCUUCAAAUGUACAACAUGCAACAAAGUUUUUAGUGACAAAUCAUACCUUAUUGGCCACCAGAGAAUUCAUACUGGACAGAAGCCCUACCAAUGUAAAGAAUGUGGCAAAGCUUUCAGUAAAAAAUCAUACCUUAUUCACCAUCAAAGAAUUAAUACAGGAGAGAAGCCUUACAAAUGUACAGCAUGUGAAAAAGCCUUUAAUAAUAAAUCAGACCUUAGUCAACACCAGAGAACUCAUAGAGGAGAGAAACCCUACAAAUGUGAAGAAUGUGGCAAAGCUUUCUAUGGAAGAACAUGCCUUACUCAACACCAGAGAAUUCAUACUAGAGAGAAGCCUUACCAAUGUAAAGAAUGUGACAAAGCUUUCUAUCAAAUAUCAUACCUUAUUUGCCAUCAGAGUGUUCAUAUGGGAGAGAAACUCUACCAAUGUAAAGAAUGUGGCAAAGCUUUUAAUCAGCAAUUAUGCUUUAGUGAACAACAGAGAAUUCAUACUGGAGAGAAACCAUACAAAAGUAAAGAAUGUGGCAAAGAUUUUAAUGCUAAAUCACGUCUUGUUCACCACCAGAGAAUUCAUACUGAAGGGAAGUCUUACAAAUGUGUAGUAUGCAACAAAGGUUUUAAUGAAAAAUUUUACCUGAUUUGCCAUCAGAGAAUUCAUACUGGAGAGAAGCCCUACAAAUGUACAAUAUGCAACAAAUCUUUCUGUAAAAAAUUAAGCCUUAUUUGUCAUCAGAUAAUUCAUACUGGACAGAAGUCCUAUGAAUGUAAAGAAUGUGGCAAAGCUUUUAAUCACAAAUCAAGUCUUACUCAACACCAGAGAGUUCAUGCUGGAGAGAAGCCAUACAAAUGUGAAGAAUGUGGCAAAGCUUUUAAUAAGAAAUCAAACCUUAUUCACCAUCAGAUAAUUCAUACUGGAGAGAAGCCCUAUGAAUGUAAAGAAUGUGGCAAAGCUUUUAAUAAGAAAUCAAACCUUAUUCGCCAUCAGAUAAUUCAUACUGGAGAGAAGCCCUAUGAAUGUAAAGAGUGUGGCAAAGCUUUUAAUCAGAAAUCAAGCCUUACUCAACACCAGCAAGUUCAUACUGGAGAGAAGCCAUAUGUAUGUAAUGAAUGUGGCAAAACUUUUAUUGCAAAAUCAAUCCUUAUUCACCACCAGAUAAUUCAUACUGGAGAGAAGCCCUAUAAAUGUAAAGAGUGUGGGAAAGCUUUUAACCAGAAAUCAAACCUUAUUCGCCACCAGAGGAUUCAUACUGAAGAGAGGCCCUGUGAAUGACAAGAAUGUGGCAAAGCUUUUAAUAAGAAAUCAAACCUUAUUUGCCAUCAGAUAAUUCAUACUGGAGAGAAACCCUAUGAAUGUAGAGAAUGUGGCAAAGCUUCUAAUCAGAAAUCAAGCCUUACUCAACACCAGCGAGUUCAUACUGGAAAGAAGCCAUACAAAUGUAAAGAAUGUGGCAAAGCUUUUAUUGCAAAAUGAAGCCUUAUUCACCACCAAAGAAUUCAUACUGGAGAGAAGUUCUAUGAAUGUAAAGAAUGUGGCAAAGCUUUUAAUCUGAACUCAAACCUUAUUCCACCAGAUAAUUCAUAUGGGAAAGAAACCCUACCUACAUAA